AUGGCAUUGUUCAAUACCGGACAAAGACUAACAGACGCGCAUGUACAGGAGCAAGCGCAGCAGUAUGUAACCAUCCUUUUCUUAUCGGCACAAGGCUAUGUACCCCAUACUGAGCUCUACUCCGGGCUAUGGUCGAAUAUCAAUCAAGGACUCACUGGACCUUCACGUGAGAUUCUGGCCACAUAUUGGCAACAGACAAUCAAUCACCUCGAAACGGAUACCCACGACUUCAAAAUCCAUCAAUUGCCCCUUGCGCGCAUCAAGAAGGUGAUGAAAGCUGACCCAGAAGUCAAGAUGAUUUCCGCCGAAGCACCCAUUCUCUUCGCCAAAGGCUGCGAUAUCUUCAUUACUGAGUUAACAAUGCGAGCAUGGAUCCAUGCUGAAGACAACAAGAGGAGGACACUUCAACGGAGUGAUAUUGCUGCUGCAUUGGGUAAGAGCGACAUGUUCGAUUUUUUGAUCGAUAUUGUGCCAAGGGAGGAGAGCAGUGGCCAUGGAGGCUCUGCUAAGCGCCCUAAUACCAGUGGUCAGGCCGCAGCAGCUCAGAUCCCCCAACAGCCGCCACCACAAAUGGCUCCACCAGAUUAUGGUCUGCAGCAUGGGACCAUGGGACCACCUGAUAGUCAAUAUGGAAGACCUCAGAUGUAUCCGGGACAUAUGGGAGCAGAUGGCCAACAAGAUCCGAAUCAAGGUUACGGCCAGGCUCCGCAGAUGUUUGGUGGUGGGGACAUGUAUAAUCCAUAUACCCAAGGACAAUUUGGAGGAGCUGGUGCACAACAGGUAAGCCCAUGUGCUCCUUGA
Exophiala aquamarina CBS 119918 is the source of this 801-nucleotide messenger RNA. RefSeq lists its product as uncharacterized. Bases 1 to 801 code for a protein of 266 amino acids. Gene Ontology annotation, cellular component: CCAAT-binding factor complex; nucleus. The record is from RefSeq and is a predicted model, not a curated record. NCBI's taxonomy places the organism in Eukaryota, Fungi, Ascomycota, Eurotiomycetes, Chaetothyriales, Herpotrichiellaceae. Gene Ontology annotation, molecular function: DNA binding; protein heterodimerization activity; DNA-binding transcription activator activity, RNA polymerase II-specific. Gene Ontology annotation, biological process: regulation of DNA-templated transcription. The transcript has 3 exons.